Messenger RNA from Ananas comosus (pineapple), 2885 nucleotides. RefSeq names its product probable ADP-ribosylation factor GTPase-activating protein AGD14. NCBI's taxonomy places the organism in Eukaryota, Viridiplantae, Streptophyta, Magnoliopsida, Poales, Bromeliaceae. The coding region runs from base 363 to 2342 and encodes 659 amino acids. Gene Ontology annotation, molecular function: GTPase activator activity. The record is from RefSeq and is a predicted model, not a curated record. The transcript is spliced from 13 exons.
UUUCAAACCCCUUCUGUGUCUCUCCUCUCCCCACCCACAUCAGCGAUUCCCCCCUUUCUCCCCUUCCUCGUCGUCGCCUCCUCCUUCCUCCUCCCCGCAAAACCCUAACCCUAAUCGAGCGAUCCGCGAUUCCGCCGACGCGGAGAGCUCGAGGGAGCGGGAGAGAGAGGAGGCCCUAGCUCUUGAACGAGGACGAGGACGAGGACGAGGACGAGGACGAGGACGAGGACGUGGGCGAGUCCGUUGGGGUGGAUUUUUGGUGGUGUUUUCGCGGGUGGUUUCCUGUAGCUGGUAUUCGCUAGGGCUUCGGAUUUGCUCCCCUGAAUUUUUUUGCUAGGGGAUCGGGGUUAGUAUCGGACAGGAUGAGUAGUAAGAGGGAGGAGGAGAGGAAUGAGAAGAUCAUCAGAGGUCUCAUGAAGUUGCCUCCAAAUAGGCGAUGCAUCAAUUGCAAUAGCCCGAGUGUGCAGUAUGUGUGUAUGGAUUUUUGGACCUUCGUGUGUGCUACGUGCAGCGGAAUACAUCGUGAAUUCACGCACCGGGUUAAGUCGGUUUCCCUGGGCAAGUUUAACAGGCAGGAAGUUGAGGCCCUCCAGAAAGGUGGUAAUCAGCGUGCAAGAGAAAUAUAUUUGAAAGACUGGGACAUGCAGCGCAUGAGAUUGCCAGACAACAGCAACGUUGAGAAGAUAAGGGAUUUCAUCAGAAGUGUUUAUGUGAAUAAGAAAUAUGCUGGGGGGAGGUCCUCUGAAAGGGUGCCUAGAGAUUUGGAGAAUCUCAAGAACCAUGAAGAAGAUGUAAGAAGGGCAAGCUCUUAUCAUUCUUAUUCUCAGAGCCCACCUUAUGAUGAUCAAUAUGAGGAUAGACGGUACGGAAAACAAGCAAGUAUGCUCAGCCGAAGGCCAGGUUCAGAUCGGGCAAUUUAUGAGGGGAGGUUACGUAGCUUCAUAUUUAGCCCUGGUCGUAUGCGUGAGAACAUGUACGAAGAUAGGUUUGCCAAUGAGAGUUCUGGUUCAAGAUUUUCGGAUUUCUCACUCUCUAGCGCAAGUGAUCAGUUCAGGUAUGAUGCGAAGUCACCAAGUUCUCAGGGCACAGGGUACCACAGUCCUCCUGUACACCAAUUAAGGGAUGUUCUUAUUGAAGAUCAGCCCAAGAUUCUAAAUGAGCAUUCUGAUGUGGUUGCUCGAAGGGAUUUAGAUGGAAUCCAACGUCCACAGAGAACUGCAUCGUCAGGCAGUUUCGGAUCCUUGGAAAGCAGUACAUUAUCUAGAAAAUCAGUUGAUUCUUGCAGCAUAGUUGAUGUUGCUGCAGAGCCUGUUCAAUUUACUGGAAACCAGCACCCAGUAGCAUCUCCAUCUCCCCUUUCAGCCCAACCGCAUGCCUCCUUGCGUUCCACAAACCAAGUUUUCAAUCAACCAAUCACGCAACCAUCAGCUGCUUACUCUUAUCCAAUCACUGGCUUCGGCGAUCAGCCUUCGUCUUUGGCUCCUCCUGAGCAGAAACCGUCUUCAACACCAUUCUCAGAAAAUCAAGGAUGGGCUACAUUUGACUUACCUAAUAAUGCUAGUUCUGCUUCUGAUUCAAAUCCAAAUACAAUGCUUUCUGUUUUAAUUCCACCUCCUGGUGGAGUACCUAAAGUGAUGGAUGCCUUGAAAACAGAGGUUUUGGUUCAAAAUCCAAUGGCUUCAGGACCUAUCUCUUUGACAGAUAAUCAGUGGCAUGUAGGUGUACAUGAAGCUGAGAGAACUUCCGGCCAAGAAAAGUUUCAGCCUUGGAAUGCUUUUGAUGACUCUAUUGCUAAUGUACAUCAUAAUUCGCUUGGAAACCAACCACAAAUCAACGUGCCACAUGUUCCUUUCCCCCGGUCUUUUGUAUCUGGCGAUCAUGCUGGAAUUGGAACUUCAAAGGAGUUGGUCGAGGAGGUUGGAAAAUCAGAUGGUAAUGACAUAGGCGCUGGUCUUAAUUUUGCAUCUGGUGGUUUUGCAGAAUCAUCUUUUUCAGCAUCACUUCAAUCAUUGCCGGGAGUGGUCUCUCAGACAACAAAGUCAACAAAUCCUUUUGAUCUCCCAUUUGAGUCAGAGUUGGAAGUCAAGGAUGCGUUUUUGGACAUGAGCUCUUUACAAGCAGUAUUGCCAAAUCCGGAAGCUCCAGCUGAUUAUGUUGCCAGCUUAGCACAACCAUGGUUUCCUCAGAAUCCCGCCUUUUUGUAUUAUCCUUCCUUUCCCCCGGCAGGACUAGCAUACAUGAGUGGACAUGCACCAAAUACUCAAAUACCGAAUUUAUCGCCGCAAGAUCCCAUAGAAUCUCUUGGUGGGAAUGCAACUCUUGGAGGGAAUCCAUUUGCAUGAAGUGCCUGUAAAGAAUUUGUCAAAGUUCUCCACGUAAGGUCUUUUGCUUCUCCCACAUUUGUUGAUACGUCACGUAGGCGAAGAAAUUAUCAAUUGAAGGUAAUUAGUAUUCCACUUAAGGAAAGAAAAAAAAUCGUCAGUGUGUUGUUUGUGCAAAUAUUCCCUUCCUAAGUACCGAGCUAUGUUGAAAGAUCAAAAGAUUGCACCCUGAUGUUUUUCGAAUUUAAUUUUUUUAUGAAUUGGCAGAAACUUCAAAUAGCACUCGAGGCGUGCUUCAUCGGCUUUCCAAUGCAAAUAGAUAAGGAGAGCAAUGUAGCAUGAUUUCAUUUUUGCUGGUUUUCCUUGUAUUGAUUGUUUCCAUCACCUUUACCUAUAUACAGUAGUGUAUCUUAUUAAGGAAUUCCAAUUCUUUAUGUACUGAGAAGGCCAUGUUUGGAUUUUUUUUUAAUUUACUUUUUUUAUGUUUCUCUGCUCAACUAUUCUCAUGUGUCAUGACUAUAGGGUUUUGUAAUACCAUAUAGCGUCUGACGAUGUUUCUAAUGA